UUUUGACGCUCGCCGGUUUCUGUGUUAUGAGACGCGUUUUGUAAGGUAGCGAGGCUCAGUAUUUGUUUUUGAGCGGCUAGGUUACACAAGCUUUGCUCAGGUACUGAAGAGAGGAUACUGCGACUGCACCUCUGUCAGAAAAAGAAAACCCACAGUCUGCUAGUGAGUUUACACUGGCUGACACAUAAUGUUUCCAGCAAGCAGAUACUCAAGUAAAGCCCACAGGUGUAUCAGGGCAUUGAAGACCGUUCAAACAGAGUAUGCUGCCCCUCAACUUUACACGACAGUACACAGACGGACGUGCUCUUCUGUGCCAACACCAAAAAUCACAACACACUACACCAUCCAUCCUCGAGAGAAAGAUCCACGAUGGGAAGGUGUCGAAAUGGAAAGGUUUGCCGACGAGGCAGAUGUGGUGAUAGUAGGUGGGGGCCCUGCGGGUCUUUCAGCAGCCAUUCGCCUGAAGCAGCUAGCCAACGAACAUGAGAAGGAGCUGCGAGUUUGCCUCGUGGAGAAGGCCUCUCAGAUUGGAGCACACACACUGUCGGGUGCCUGUCUGGAGCCUUCUGCCCUCAACGAGCUCUUUCCAGACUGGAAGGAACGAGGGGCACCCUUGAACACUCCAGUGACUGAAGAUGUGUUCAGCAUUCUAACAGCGAAACACAGAAUCCCUGUCCCAAUGUUACCUGGGCUGCCUAUGAAUAACCAUGGUAACUAUAUUGUGCGGCUGGGGAACUUUGUGCGUUGGCUGGGGGAGCAGGCAGAGGAGCUUGGGGUGGAGAUCUACCCUGGUUACGCAGCAGCUGAGGUUUUAUUUCAUGAAGAUGGAAGUGUAAAAGGAAUAGCAACCAAUGACGUUGGCAUCGCUAAGGAUGGAUCACCUAAGGAUGUUUUUGAAAGAGGCAUGGAGCUUCAUGCUAAAGUCACAGUGUUUGGUGAAGGCUGUCAUGGUCAUUUGGCCAAGCAACUUUACAAGCAGUUUAACCUUCGCGAGAACUGUGAGCCUCAGACCUAUGCCAUCGGCCUGAAGGAGGUGUGGACGAUUGAUGAGAAGAAGUGGAGGCCGGGCAGAGUGGAGCAUUCUGUGGGCUGGCCCCUGAACAGAAACACAUACGGAGGCUCCUUCCUCUAUCAUCUGAAUGAAGGAGAGCCUCUUGUGGCCUUGGGCUUUGUGGUGGGCCUGGACUACACAAAUCCUUACCUGAGCCCCUUCAGGGAGUUUCAGCGCUGGAAACACCAUCCCUUUGUGGCUCCCACACUGGAGGGAGGUAGCAGGAUAGCAUAUGGAGCCAGAGCGCUGAACGAGGGUGGAUUACAGUCCAUCCCAAAGCUGACCUUCCCUGGAGGGCUGCUGAUAGGCUGCAGCCCCGGCUUCAUGAAUGUCCCAAAGAUCAAAGGCACCCACACAGCUAUGAAGAGCGGCAUGCUGGCUGCUGAGGCCAUUUUCCCAAAAGUCACAGCUGAGGACCCGGAGUCAGAGACCAUAGGGCUCCAUGUACAUGAAUACUCUGAUAGCUUGAAGAAUUCAUGGGUGUGGAAAGAGCUGCAUGCAGUGAGAAACAUCAGACCGUCCUUCCAUAAUUACUUUGGCCUGUAUGGAGGCAUGGUCUACACCGGGAUCUUCUACUGGAUCCUUAGAGGGAAAGAGCCAUGGACCCUCAAACACUGUGGCCUUGAUGCACACCAGCUGAAACCGGCAAAAGAAUGUACACCGAUUGAAUACCCCAAGCCCGACGGCAAGAUAAGCUUCGACCUGCUCUCCUCUGUGGCGCUUAGCGGCACCAACCAUGAAGGGGACCAGCCCCCCCAUCUGACCCUGAGAGACGACAGCGUGCCAGUCAACAGGAACCUGGCCGUAUUCGACGGGCCUGAGCAGCGCUUUUGCCCUGCAGGUGUGUAUGAGUACGUUCCCUUGGAAACCGGAGACGGGAUGAGGUUGCAGAUAAACGCUCAAAACUGUGUCCACUGUAAGACCUGCGAUAUUAAGGACCCAAGCCAAAACAUCAACUGGGUUGUGCCUGAAGGUGGCGGUGGACCUGCCUACAACGGAAUGUGAAAUUCUUGUUUUUGUUUGUAACUUUUUGUCUUGAAAUAUUAAUGUAAAGUAUGAGUUCAGGGCUGCAGUACUGGCCAGAGUGGCAAAUGUGCCUAAAUAUGGAUGAGAAAAUAACUGUAGGGUUGUUUAUGAGCAUUUAAGGAACAAAAUCUGCCAAAAGCAAAGAUAAAAGAACUGCAUUUUGUGAUGAAGAUUGAUCCUUAAUUCAUACAGUGGAACAGAAAGGUAUAAAGAGCAUACAGGACCAUAUGACACUGGUGUUUAAACAACUCAAUUCUUAGUGCUGAUAUUCUUCUAUAAACACAAUGAGAAUGCAUUAAAACCAGUUCAGAAGAACUAGAUUUUGUUUUUAGAGGCAUUGCCUGGACUGGUAAUGGUUAAUAUAUUUCUUCAAGCUGUAACUAAACCAGAAUACAAGCUUCUCUCAGUUUAAGUUUAUUGCAGGUAAAUUGACAGCAUUUGAUCUGCACAGUAUUGUAUAUAUCAUUAGAUAAUAAUCACAGUAAUUAAUAAAGAACACAUGACUGUUA
This is a messenger RNA of Cheilinus undulatus (humphead wrasse), 2586 nucleotides long. It is a transcript of the gene etfdh, whose product is annotated as electron transfer flavoprotein dehydrogenase. Gene Ontology annotation, molecular function: electron-transferring-flavoprotein dehydrogenase activity; iron-sulfur cluster binding. Gene Ontology annotation, biological process: electron transport chain. Bases 188 to 2056 code for a protein of 622 amino acids. The record is from RefSeq and is a predicted model, not a curated record. NCBI's taxonomy places the organism in Eukaryota, Metazoa, Chordata, Actinopteri, Labriformes, Labridae. Gene Ontology annotation, cellular component: mitochondrial inner membrane. The transcript has 13 exons.